Gavia stellata (red-throated loon) is the source of this 939-nucleotide messenger RNA. It is a transcript of the gene MRPS6, whose product is annotated as mitochondrial ribosomal protein S6. Lineage: Eukaryota; Metazoa; Chordata; Aves; Gaviiformes; Gaviidae. Gene Ontology annotation, cellular component: mitochondrial small ribosomal subunit; ribosome. The record is from RefSeq and is a predicted model, not a curated record. Gene Ontology annotation, molecular function: small ribosomal subunit rRNA binding; structural constituent of ribosome. The coding region runs from base 126 to 491 and encodes 121 amino acids. The transcript has 3 exons. Gene Ontology annotation, biological process: translation.
GCACCGCCUGCCGCCGGGGACGCGCCUUCCUCCUCCGGUUCUCCCCCACCCUCCGGCAUCGUCGCCGCCGCCCCCUCCUUCCCACCCUCUGCAUCCCCACUCCUCCCGCCGCAGCCAGCUCUAAGAUGCCCCGCUAUGAACUGGCUUUGAUCCUGAAAGCCAUGCAGAGGCCUGAGACUGCAGCUGUGCUGAAGCGCACUGUUGAGGCUCUUAUGGAGAGAGGAGCCAUUGUGAGGAACCUAGAAAACCUGGGAGAAAGGUCUCUACCUUAUAAAAUCUCCAAGCACAAGGAGCGCCACAGAAGAGGAGGGUAUUUUUUGAUAGACUUAGAGGGCCCACCUUCGAUUGUAUCGACCAUGAUGGAUCAUUUAGGACGUGACAUUGAUGUAAUUAGACGUGCUUUUAUAAAGCAUCCUGUAUCACAGACAGAAGAAUGCAGUGGCAUAAUCCCAGUCAACUGUGAAGAUAAACUAAUUGCCAAGAAGAAGUGAAUAUUCCAAAUAGCAUGUUUGAAACUUUUUUUAAAAAAAAAAAAUUAUUCCUGCUUUGGAAAACAAAUGUGAUAACUAAUGUCCAUCAAAAAUAAUCAGUUUUGGCCAUGUUAUGUGUGUGGUAUAGUAUACUAUCUUAUUGUAACAUUUGAGGUUUCUUUUUGUUUCAAAUCAUUUGAAUAGACAUAAUCUGUAUGUUUAUCUUGAUAUUUGACAACUCUGAAAAUUGAUUUUCUUUUCUCUUAGAGCAUUACAUUGAUAAUAAAGAUUUAUCCAUCAUUAGAAUGCUAAAAAUAGCAUUCUUUUCUAAAGACAGAUUACUUCAGAAUAUGUAUAUUUACAUGAGAGAUUAACAAGUCUACAGUGUAAAUAUAGUGGUAUAGGAUGUGAUUUGUUGGAGGGUUUUUUUUGCUUGUUUUUGGAAAAAGGUAAUAAAAGCGUGAUUAAA